AGUCCACACUCCGCUUGUCCAUUACCUCGCACCUCGCCGCUACCCACCCACGCUCCAUCAUACCCCUGUGGGUCUGUGACGACAUCAGAAAGGCGCCAUGGAAGAGGACAAGAAGCAGAGAAGAAGGCAGGGCCACCCCCUCCUCCGGGGAGGAGGCGCGAGGAAGGAGCCCUACACGCACGGCUUCUCCGCCACCCAGAUGAUGGCGCUCACCGCCGUGUGCGGCGUGCUGGUCCCGUCGCUGCCGCCCGACGCCCACCACCUGGCCGCCGACAAGGCCGUCCGGGACUUCUUCCUCGCAUCCGCCGCCGACCCGCCCGUCCCGGACGAGGUGGCGCAGCUGAUGUCGGCAAUGUGUCUCCGGGAAGCGCUGACGCUGGUGCGGACGGUGCUCUGGCUGCUGGGCACGCGGCUGGGGACGCUCGCGCUGUGCGGCGCCCGGUGCCUGUCGUGGAGCUCCCCGUUCGUGCAGCGGUUCGCGGAGAUACCGGUGGAUCGGCGGGAGGACGCGCUGCGCCGGUGGAGCCGGGAGACCAUGCUCCCGCCGCUGCGCCUCUUCUUCCUCCUCGUCAAGGUCUUCUGCCUCUACGUCUUCUACUCCUGGACCGACGAGAACUCGGAGAAUCCCCACUGGCGAGCGAUCGGCUACAGCCCGGCAACCGACGAGGCUCCGGAGCAAGAAGAGCAGGCGAACACCAAGCGGCCACUCGACGACGGCGUGGUCGAGACCAUCCACCAUACCGACGCGUCCCUCCCGAUUAGGCUCGCCGAGAAGGGCCUCGCGGUAACCGAGGACGCGGCGCGGAACGUGUGCAGGAUCGAGUGCGAUGUCGUCAUCGUCGGCUCCGGCUGCGGCGGGGGCGUGGCCGCCGCGGUGCUCGCAGGGGCCGGCCACAAGGUGGUGGUCAUCGAGAAGGGGAACUACUUCACGGCGAGGGACUAUACGUCCAUCGAGGGCCCGUCGAUGAGCCAGCUCUACGAGUACGGCGGGUUCGUGAGCACGCUCAGCGGCAGCGGGCUCCUCCUGGCCGGCUCCACGGUCGGCGGCGGCUCGGCCGUCAACUGGUCGGCCUGCAUCAAGACACCCGACAGCGUGCGCAAGGAGUGGGCGGCCGCGCACGGCCUGCCGCUGUUCGACAAGUCAGAGUACACCGCCGCGAUGGACGUGGUGUUCAAGCGGCUUGGCGUCACGUCGGGUUGCAAGGAGGAAGGGCUCCAGAACAAGGUCCUGCGCAAGGGGUGCGAGAAGCUGGGGUACAAGGUCGAGCCGGUGGCGAGGAACUCGUCGGAGGGCCACUACUGCGGGAGCUGCGGGUACGGCUGCCGCACCGGGGACAAGCGCGGCACGGACACGACGUGGCUGGUCGACGCGGUGGCCCGCGGCGCGGUGAUCCUGACGGGUUGCAAGGCGGAGAAGCUGCUGUUCACCGACGCGGCCGGUGCGAGGGGGAAGAGGUGUGUCGGCGUGGUGGCUACCAGCUCCAACCCGGCGAUCACGAGGAAGCUGGAGGUUCGCGCCAAGGUGACCGUCGCAGCGGGCGGCUCCCUCCUCACGCCGGUGCUGCUGCGCGGCAGCGGGCUGAAGAACCCGCACAUCGGCAAGAACCUCCACCUCCACCCGACCGCCAUGGCGUGGGGCUACUUCCCGCCGGACAAGAUGCCGGAGCUGAGGGGCAAGAUGUACGAGGGCGGCAUCAUCACGUCCCUGCACAAGGUGGAGGCCGCCGGCGACGGGCUGCCGCACCGGGCCAUCCUCGAGACGCCGCUGAUGGGCGUGGCCGCCGCGGGGACGCAGUUCCCCUGGGUGUCCGGGCGCGACAUGAAGGAGCGGAUGCUCAACUACGGCCGGACGGUGCACAUCUUCUCCCUGGUGAGGGACCGCGGGUCGGGGACGGUGCACGGCGAGCGGCGGAUCGCGUACCACCUGGACCCGGUGGACCGGGAGAACCAGCGCGAGGGGCUGCGGCGGGCGCUGCGCAUCCUGGUGGCGGCCGGCGCGACGGAGGUCGGCACGCACCGGAGCGACGGGCAGAGGCUGAGUUGCAAGGGCGCGACGGACGAGGAGGUGGAGGAGUUCCUGGACGGCGUGACCGGGGUGCGCGGGCCGCAGUCCAAGAGCGAGAACUGGAGCCUGUGCUGCACGGCGCACCAGAUGGGCAGCUGCAGGAUGGGCGCGACGGCCGGGGACGGCGCCGUGGACGCGCGCGGCGAGAGCUGGGAGGCGGAGAGGCUGUACGUGUGCGACGGCAGCGUCCUGCCCAGCGCGGUGGGCGUCAACCCCAUGAUCACCAUACAGUCCGUGGCCUACUGCCUCGCCACCGGCAUCGCGGAGCAGCUGAAACGCGACCCGUCCUCCGGGAGAAACCACUCCACAGAUUAAUAAUAGUUGCGGCACGUACCCGGAAUAAUCUAAUAAGUUUGGGUCUUGUUUGUGAUACACAAGAACGUUGCGGAUCAGUUUGGACGUAUGGUUAUCCUAACUUUGCAUCAGAUUACUCAAUUGAUGUA
Molecule: messenger RNA, 2508 nt
Organism: Aegilops tauschii subsp. strangulata
Lineage: Eukaryota; Viridiplantae; Streptophyta; Magnoliopsida; Poales; Poaceae
Product: long-chain-alcohol oxidase FAO2
Molecular function (GO): flavin adenine dinucleotide binding; long-chain-alcohol oxidase activity
Source: RefSeq, a predicted model, not a curated record